UGUAAACUGGCCCUAAUACUCAGUCGUAGAUGAGUUUUUUCUGUUCUGUUUUUAUUUUUUUAUUUUAUUUAUUUAUUUAUUUUUUUGUCUAACACAAGGCAAGAAUGUGCAAAGGUAAUUUACAUUCUUGGGGGAAAAGAAUAUAAUUUGAAAAAAAAAAGCAUCUUAAAUAGUUUUACUUUAUGGAUUAUUUUUUAAUCAAUAAUUUGAUAACUUAAAUUAAAAAAGCAAUUGGCAUGUCACAUCACCUCAAUUACCCUGCAGAAAAAUACUGACAAAAGCAGCAUAUAUUAUAUAAAUAUCACUUAAAUCAAAAGAAAAAAACUGUUACAAUGAUAAUUACAUAUACUGUCAAUCAGAGUGAUCUGUUUAUUAUUAUCAAAUAAUGUAUUAAUAACUUUGUUUGAAAUUAUGAUUGUUAUAUUGAUUGCAUGUUUCCUUUGGAAUGCUACAUUAAACUGAUUAAAAUCUAUCACCAAGUCCCGCCCCCUGCAGUAGUGACAUCACAGAGACCAUGCUGUCUGCUGUUUGGGCUUGGCACCUCUCUGCCCAUGUGUCCAGAGCAGUCAGUGGAUGGCAUGUGCGCGCUUCUCUUCGACAAAAACAGGAUUUCAACUGAAUCAUGUUUUCACGAAAGCUUUGGUCGGUUUGUAGUCCUGCCAGGAAAUGCUUGAAAUCUUUCUCUUUUCAGUGGACACGAGGAAUUAGCUCUGGGUCGACUUGUCUUGGAUCGGUGAGUCUAAAAGGUCGCAGCUGUCUCACACUGAAAGAUUUUAACUCAGAAGAAAUCAAGAGGUUACUGUGGGUUUCAGGAGACCUGAAGCAUCUAAUAAAGCAGAAAAAGCAGUAUCUGCCUCUGCUACAAGGGAAGUCCAUCGCGAUGAUAUUUGAGAAGAGGAGCACCAGAACAAGAAUGUCCACAGAGACAGGGAUGGCUCUGUUGGGUGGACAUCCUUGUUUCCUCACCUCACAAGACAUCCACCUGGGUGUGAAUGAGAGCUGCACUGAUACAGCAAGGGUUCUCUCUGGUCUUUGCGAUCUGGUUUUGGCUCGAGUGUACAGCCACUCCACGCUGGAGGAGCUCCACAGGGAGGCCUCCAUUCCCAUCAUCAACGGUCUGUCUGAUCUCUAUCACCCCAUCCAGAUUCUGGCAGACUUUCUCACUUUGCAGGAGCAUUACGGAUCCUUAAGUGGACUCACAGUGAGCUGGAUUGGAGAUGGGAACAACGUCCUCCACUCUUUUAUGAUGGCUGCAGCCAAACUGGGCGUUCAUCUGAGAGUCGCCACACCAAAGGGGUAUGAGCCGGAUCGGAGUGUAGUGGAAGAGGCUAAAAAUCUCUCCAAACAGCAUGGGACACAGCUCAUUCUGACCUCUGACCCGAUGGAGGCCGCCCACGGCAGCAAUGUGCUGGUCACUGACACGUGGAUCAGCAUGGGGCAGGAAGAGGAGAAGAAGAAGAGGCUCAAAGACUUUGAGGGAUACCAGAUCACCAUGAAGACCGGAAGUGUGGCCGAACCAGACUGGACCUUCCUUCACUGCCUCCCCCGGAAGACAGAAGAGGUGGAUGAUCAGGUUUUCUACUCGACUCGUUCUCUGGUCUUUAACGAAGCCGAGAACAGGAAGUGGACCAUCAUGGGUCUGAUGGUUUCCCUGCUGACUGACUACUCCCCACAGAUCCCUGCCUUGAAAUUCUAACCAUUUCUUCCUAAUAGAGUGAGAGGGAUAUCGAGCUACUGACAAGUGCAAACCAUUUGAUUUCCUCUCAGCAUCCCAGCACGACUUCAUUACUCUGAAGUUGUUUUGUUUACACUUCUGAGUGUCUAUAGUUUAUAAUAUCAGGUGCCUUCCUCUCAUAUUUGAGGAAUGGGAGAGGCCAAAUAUGAAAAUGUCUUAAAUGUGUGAAACUUUUCUCUGCUAAGCUUAACAAAUUCAUGUAUUUAUUUGCACCUUUGGUUAUUUGAAUGAAGUAAAUGACAACAAGCUGAUCCAUCUAACCGUGUGCUGAUUAUUUUUUGGGGGGACUUUUAGUCAAUUAUUAUUAUAAACCAAACAUCAGAACAAAACACCUGAAAGAAAACCAUCGUUCCCCCAUUCCACGAUAGUUCCUUCAUUCUUCCUGAAUCUGGGAAGACAAAAUAAAUGGGAAGCAAUGUGAAAAAAAAAAAA
Messenger RNA from Oryzias melastigma (Indian medaka), 2167 nucleotides. RefSeq names its product ornithine carbamoyltransferase (gene otc). The transcript is spliced from 10 exons. The record is from RefSeq and is a predicted model, not a curated record. NCBI's taxonomy places the organism in Eukaryota, Metazoa, Chordata, Actinopteri, Beloniformes, Adrianichthyidae. Gene Ontology annotation, cellular component: mitochondrion. Gene Ontology annotation, biological process: L-citrulline biosynthetic process. Gene Ontology annotation, molecular function: ornithine carbamoyltransferase activity; amino acid binding. Bases 623 to 1696 code for a protein of 357 amino acids.